AGCAGCUUUGUGCCGGAAAAUAACUGCUGAAGUGAAAGAUUCUCCCGCAACAGCCAACUGAAAUUAAGAUGUGUUUUGCUGUGGCAGUUGCAUUAUUUUGCACCGUCUUUACAACCAUUUUGGCCGCGAACAAUACAGGACUGCCACACAAUCCUUUUACCACGCCAUCCUCUCGGCGCCAUUCUUCAACGAGCGGAAUAACCCACAUGUCUCCUGACCGCGAGGAGCUGACCCUAUUUCGAGACUUGUUCGAUGGAUACGACAAGCGGUUACGGCCAGCACUGAGAAAAGAAGACAAUGUUACUGUGACACUGGGUAUAUCUGUGCAUCAACUUAUCGACAUUGACGAGAGAAAUGAGCUGAUGCGACUUAGCGUGUGGGUGAGGCAGAAAUGGGUUAAUCCUUUCCUGCGGUGGAAUGUGACACAGUACGGAGGAAUAAAGACUAUCAACGUGAACCCAACAGAAGUUUGGAAACCUGACUUAGUCCUUUAAAACAAUGUUGAUGACAGCACAGAUGGCUCUCUGGCGAGAUUUAAAUCGCAGAUUAAGGUUUCUAGUGACGGCACCAAUCUUUGGUUGUCUCCAGUAAUUCUUAUAAGCUCCUGCAAGAUCUACGUUAAGUACUUCCCUUUCGAUGAGCAGCACUGUAAGUUGAAGUUCGGCUCAUGGACCUACGAUGGCUUUCAACUGGAUUUAAGGCCUGAAGCGGAUAAAGGCGUUUCUGACAAGUUUGUGAGUAACGGAGAGUGGGAUCUGGUUGCUGUUCCCUGCAAAAGAAAUAUCGUCAAAUACGUUUGUUGUCCAGAGCCAUACCCAGAUGUAACUUAUGAAGUGCAGAUCCGAAGAAGAACGCUGUUCUUUUUCUUCAACAUGAUUAUUCCUUGUCUGGUUAUUGUAGGUCUGACAAUCUUGUCCUUCUACCUACCACCUGACUCUGGUGAACGCAUCUCCCUGGUCAUCACUAAUCUUCUUGCCAUGACAGUGUUCAUGUUGUUGGUGGCUGAGAUCAUUCCCCCAACAUCAGAUGCCGUAUCAAUCAUCUCCACCUUUUAUUCCUGCUGUAUUUUUGAGGUUGGAAUUGCUCUUAUUGGGACAUGCGUGGUUCUCAAGUAUCAUUUUUCAAAUCCUUCUAUUCACAAGAUGCCAAAUUGGCUUCGCUUUGUGGUCCUCCACUGCUUGGGGAAGCUUUUUCACAAGAAACUACGCGAUAACAACUCAGAAAACCCACUAGAAACAGGUGCCCCAUUCGAAAAACGUAAACUUAUGAGGUCAGACAAUGGAUACAUCGAGGCGUUUUCACCACGAAACGAGGCCCUGAAUCAAAGAUUUGGUUUGCUCGAGAGAAGACUCUCUGGUUUGGCGAGCGGAAAGUGGACCACUGAAGGAAUGACGUCUUCAGACGACAGAGAACAUAGAAGAUCCUAUGUUGGUAAAGACGUCACAGAAGAGACGCGAUAUGAUGACCAGAACUCUCUGACAAAAGCAAUUUCACAUAAGCAGGGAGUUAUUGCUAGUGCUUUAGAAAAGCUGGUGGAGGCUCAGGAAGCGCAAGAUGAAGAAGGGAAGCAACGCGAGGAGUGGAUGAUGGCUGCGUCAAUCGUGGACACCACAUGCAUGUGGAUUUUUACACUCACUUUGAUAGCGUCGCUAAUUGCCUUGUUUUUUCAAAUUCCAAAAUAUGAUUAAGUCACGAAAGGAGGUCGUUAGUAGAUUUGAUAUUCUUGACUGCGUUGCCUUGUAUGACAACAUAUGACUAUUUCACGAGCAUUGAUUGAGGCUGGUAAAAUUUGACCUCCUUUCGUUAUUGACUCGGUGACAGGCUCUGCAGGGUUAUCGAGAAAUUGACGUUCAUAAUUGUUGAGAAUUGAAAGAUAAUUUGUCCGUAACAACUCUUUGCCGAACCUUUGCAUUUAUUACGACAAGAUUGUUGACGCUUUGAUCUUUCUAGCCCCCCUAUUACUUCAAUUGUAUCUCUUUUGCCCUCUUUAAGUUAAGCAUUUCUGCCCCUUCCCCUCCCCCCCCCAAAAAAAUUGUUGUAUCGUGAUGCCAUUAACGUUUAACCUACAUGGAAUGGGGAGGAAGGGUCUUAAAUGAUUUAGAGCGUGAUAAAGACAGGACUGUUAUUCUUUACAUAAAUAGACCUCUUCAAUCAUGAUGGGUCAACUAAUUUUGACGCUGAUUCAGUAGAUGUUAGACUUUGCUGUUCUGUCAAAAUAGCAUGCUGAUGAAAAGGCAGGGUUUAAAGUGAUUCAACUAAGCUUUUAAAACAGACUGAAAUUCUACCCGUGCGUUUUUCUGAGACAACACUGUCACUCAAUUUCCGUACGGUGCCCUCCUUAAAAAAAACACUGGAAUUUUGCAUCCUUCACUGACAUUUCGUGUAGUAUAGAUAUUUUACGCUGUAAAUAAUAGCUCGCAAUAUAAUCGGGUCUCGAUUUACUUUU
Molecule: messenger RNA, 2446 nt
Organism: Stylophora pistillata
Lineage: Eukaryota; Metazoa; Cnidaria; Anthozoa; Scleractinia; Pocilloporidae
Product: neuronal acetylcholine receptor subunit alpha-10-like
Biological process (GO): monoatomic ion transmembrane transport
Cellular component (GO): postsynaptic membrane
Molecular function (GO): transmembrane signaling receptor activity; acetylcholine-gated monoatomic cation-selective channel activity
Source: RefSeq, a predicted model, not a curated record